Molecule: messenger RNA, 2261 nt
Organism: Myotis brandtii (Brandt's bat)
Lineage: Eukaryota; Metazoa; Chordata; Mammalia; Chiroptera; Vespertilionidae
Gene: RASIP1
Product: Ras interacting protein 1
Exons: 13
Coding region: 295-2049 (584 amino acids)
Biological process (GO): angiogenesis; negative regulation of Rho protein signal transduction; regulation of GTPase activity
Cellular component (GO): cell-cell junction
Molecular function (GO): GTPase binding
Source: RefSeq, a predicted model, not a curated record
AGCCAGGCCCCCCCGUGGGUCCUGGCAGGGCCCAGCGGGCUGCAGUGCGAUCCAGAAUUAAGGAGUGGGGCAGAGCCAGCGCUACCCAGAUCUCCUCCUCCAGGCCCGGUCCCCUCACAGGACGCCCCCUCCCCGCUCUUCCUGCCGGGUUUCCUCUGGCCUUUUCCUGUCCCCCACCCAGUGCUGGGAGCUGGGGCAGAGGAAAGGCUGAACAGGAGCAGUGGGGUCGGGAGCAGACCCAGGCCGACGGAGCCAGGGCCCCCCGGGGUGCUGCUGGGACCCGAAGCAGGGGCCAUGCUAUCUGGUGAACGGAAGGAGGGCGGGAGCCCCCGCUUCGGGAAGCUGCAUCUGCCCGUGGGCCUUUGGAUCAAUUAUCCCAGGAAGCAGCUGGCCAAGCUGGGGCGGCGCUGGCCCAGCGCAGCCUCCGUCAAGUGGGCAACUCUUUGUCUCUUGAUAACCUCCCGAUUUCUGAGGCUGUCUCUCCCUGUGUCGUUUUCCAGUUUCAGCCUUAUUUGCUCUUCAUCUCUCCCCGCAGGCUCAGGCCCCGCCUUGUGGAGGCCACAGAAGAACCGCUCCCGGGCAGCAUCCGGUGGCGCGGCCCUGGCCAGCCCCGGCCCCGGGUGGGAGCUCAGCCUGCAGGGCCGGCGAAGGCGGCAGCAGGAGCGCAGGCAGCAGGCGUUGAGCAUGGCUCCAGGGGCAGCCGACGCCCAAAUAGUACCUACCGACCCCAGCGACUUCGACCAGCUGACCCAGUGCCUCAUCCAGGCCCCCAGCAACCGGCCCUACUUCCUGCUGCUCCAGGGCUACCAGGAUGCCCAGGACUUCGUGGUCUAUGUGAUGACGCGGGUGCAGCACGUGUUCGGCCGGGGCGGGAACUCCUCCGCCCGCGGUGGGUCCCCGGCCCCGUACGUGGACACCUUCCUCAACGCCCCCGACAUCCUGCCGCGCCUGCUCGGCCGCCUGGCCCGUCUGAUCAAGGAGUCUGUCUGGGAAAAGAUUAAGGAAAUCGGAGACCGUCAGCCAGAGAACCACCCUGAGGGGGUCCCCGAGGAGCCCCUGACACCCGAGGCCGUGUCGGUGGAGCUGCGGCCACUCAUGCUGUGGAUGGCCAACACCACGGAACUGCUGAGCUUUGUGCAGGAGAAGGUGCUGGAGAUGGAGAAGGAGGCUGACCAGGAGGACCCACAGCUCUGCAAUGACUUGGAAUUAUGUGACGAGGCCAUGGCCCUCCUGGAUGAAGUCAUCAUGUGUACCUUCCAGCAGUCUGUCUACUACCUCACCAAGACUCUGUAUUCAACGCUGCCAGCUCUCCUGGAUAGUAACCCCUUCACAGGUGGGGCAGAGCUUCCCGGACCUGGCGCAGAGCUGGAGGCCAUGCCUCCGGGUUUGAGACCGACCCUGGGCGUGUUCCAGGCAGCUCUGGAACUGACCAGCCAGUGCGAGCUGCACCCGGACCUUGUGUCUCAGACUUUCGGCUACUUGUUCUUCUUCUCCAAUGCAUCCCUUCUCAACUCACUGAUGGAACGAGGUCAAGGCCGGCCUUUCUAUCAGUGGUCUCGAGCUGUGCAAAUCCGGACCAACCUGGACCUUGUCUUGGACUGGCUGCAGGGGGCUGGCCUGGGAGACAUUGCCAUGGAGUUCUUCCGGAAGCUCUCCAUGGCUGUCAACUUGCUCUGUGUGCCUCGCACCUCCCUGCUCAAGGCUUCAUGGAACAGUCUACGAACCGACCACCCCACGCUGACCCCUGCUCAGCUCCACCAUCUGCUCAGCCACUACCAGCUGGGCCCUGGCCGCGGGCCCCCACCUGCUUGGGAGCCUCUCCCUGCAGACCGGGAUGCUGUGGACACAGGGGACAUCUUCGAAAGCUUCUCCUCCCAUCCGCCCCUCAUCCUGCCCUUGGGCAGCUCGCGCCUGCGCCUCACCGGGCCGGUGACAGACGACGCCUUGCACCGUGAACUACGCAGACUCCGCCGCCUCCUCUGGGACCUGGAGCAGCAGGAACUGCCAGCCAAUCACCGCCACGGACCUCCUGUGGCCACGCCCCCUUGAAAACCAAUAGCAAACGAGCGCGCGAGUCUUGAAAAUUCUUGGGCUGCUACUCACUGGAGCCCUCCUGAGCGCAGAACUUCCUGGGAGUUGUAGUUCCUUUCUCGCUUGGAAUGCUGGGAGUUUGAGUUUUUGGGUCGUAGAGGCUGGGACGGUGGGUAGAUGGGUGUGGGAUUGGAGUGCCAGGAGCAAUAAAGGCAUCUGUGGUAUUGACA